AUGUCCGAAUUCAAUGUAGACGAGCUUCGAGAGCACAUCAUCAUCGCUCUAGAUGAGGAUCAAGCCAAACGCCAAAACGGCUGGUUCUCAGCCAUAACGACACGAUUGAACGAUGGAACAGCUAGGGAGGCUGCUGAAUGGACUGCAUUCGCUAUAAUGGCGACAGCUGCCCUUAUAUCUUUCAACAAAAUCCCCUGGAGCAAGAGGAGCAAACGCCGCUUCCACAUUUUCCCUUUCAUCGCCACGCUCACUUCGGCCAUCUGCUACCUACUUCUUGCUUUGGGUUACACGGGAGAACACACAUGCAAAGAAUACCAUCUCGCGAAUCCCAAUGCCACAGAUGAGCCAGAUGAUUGGCAACCAGGUUCUCUUGAAGGCGGGACCAAUCUCAAAACCUGUCGCCAGUCCGCCGGCCUUGAUCAACCCGAGUGGGUUCUUCUCCUGAUGCUCUGGAUAUGCCAGUUUGUCACUCAGGCUGUAGGCUCGCUCUCCAGCGGCUCAGCUGCAUACAGCAUCAUGACUAUCCUGAACAACGACAGAUCAUCGGACUCGGACGAAUGGAAUCUUGUCCUCAAGUUCUGGCCGUACGCAACAGCGGCCUUCUUCAUUGUUCGGAGCACCUACCAGAUGAUGACGCACAGAAACGCCGAGGCGCGCAGAUUCUUCUUUUCCUUGGCUGCAUAUGUGUGUGCACUGUAUGGCAUACGCACGGCCGUCUUCUGGUGGGCAAACAGACGCGUCUUUCCCUCAAACAUUGAGUACAUCAUCUACGCCAUCAUCGAUGUUUUGCUCCACCCUGCUCCUUGUCUAUGGCUCUUGGAAGUUGAGGUGCCCAACGUUGGAAUCGAUUAUGAUGUGGACGUGAUCCAACACGCCGCGCCGGCUUUUGACCUGAGCCAGGUGUUUUUGUUCCUGCGCAUGACACAGGUCGCGAUAUGGUAUCAUAACCAGGAUUACAAGUAA
This is a messenger RNA of Fusarium vanettenii 77-13-4, 963 nucleotides long. RefSeq lists its product as uncharacterized. The record is from RefSeq and is a predicted model, not a curated record. The coding region runs from base 1 to 963 and encodes 320 amino acids. The transcript has 2 exons. NCBI's taxonomy places the organism in Eukaryota, Fungi, Ascomycota, Sordariomycetes, Hypocreales, Nectriaceae.